CAUUGGAAGACGUACAACACGACGCUGCUCCGGGGCUUUUAAUGUAACCGGAGUAUGAGAAGCUAUGGGAAGGACGGUGUGGAUAGUUCUUCUGAUUCUGUGUGCUGAGAUGCUACUAAGUACUGCAAAGAAAAGGUGUGUGUGCAGAAGAAAGUUGAAGUGCCACUGUGAGGGAGUGAAAGGCAACAAGGGAGACAGAGGUUUCCCAGGAGAUCCAGGUCCCCAAGGGCCAAUGGGCUAUACAGGACCGGAAGGUCAUGGUGGGCCAAUUGGGCCUAAGGGUGACACCGGCCAUGACGGACCUGUGGGGCCAAAAGGCAGACGGGGGCCCCCUGGUAAGGAAGGACUUGCAGGGUCACCAGGUUUACCGGGGAAAGCAGGACCAACAGGCCCACCUGGGCCGCCCGGUCGUAUUAAAGAGUUUGUCUCUGGCAGCUUUGAGUUUAAGGGUGAAAAAGGAGACAAAGGAGAUGUAGGAGAAAAAGGAUGCAAGGGUGAGCCAGGAGAACCUAGUUAUGGUGACUUCAUUAAAGGAGCAAAGGGUGACAAAGGAUUGGAAGGUCCAGAGGGAAGGCCGGGGAAGGACGGAGAACCUGGGCAACCUGGAAUUGUGGGAAGCCCUGGUCCCACAGGUGACCCAGGACAUCCAGGAACACCCAGUGGACAGGGUGAAAAGGGAAACAGGGGUCCUCCUGGUCCACGUGAAGAUAUUGUUGGGCCUGUAAUUGGACAUCUCAAAGGAUAUCGUGGAGAUCCUGGUCCUCCAGGUGCUCCUGGGAUUCCAGGACAUCAAGGCCAUAGAGCUUCUGGGACGACAGCUUUAUAUGGUCCACCAGGGUUUCCAGGUUCUAAAGGUGACCCGGGGGAGCCAGGCGUUUUUUAUGUAGGACUACCAGGAGUAGAUGGCAAUCCUGGUGAACAAGGACCUCAAGGUGAUCAGGGACCACCUGGACCUCCUGAGGACAGAAGUAACAGAAUUACCAAAGGUGUUCCAGGAAUGAAAGGAGUGAAGGGUAUCCCUGGUUUUCCUGGGUAUGAUGGGAACUACGGAAUGAAAGGAGAAAAAGGGGAGCCCUGUUAUGAGUGUUACGGAAUGGGUUCGGAAUUACCAGGACCGAGAGGGCCACCGGGGCUUCCUGGAAUCCCUGGUUUUAAUCAAGGUCCUGGUGCCAAAGGUGAGCCAGGUUUCCCAGGACCUAAAGGGUUACCUGGAAUACACGGUCCACUUGGUGAAACAGGAUUUCGGGGCCUCCCUGGAGCAAAAGGAGACUCAUAUUCCUACCACACCCCAGGGGUGAAGGGACAGAAAGGAGAGCCGGGUCAGCCUGGCAGGCCUGGUGUGGAUGGCCAACCUGGGCGCCCUGGGCAGCCCGGUCGCAAAGGUGAUCAAGGCCGUCAGGGAGAUGGGUAUCCAUAUCCAGGUGUGGUGGGAGAUCAUGGAUUCAAAGGUCUACAAGGAAUUCCAGGCAGACCCGGUCCAAUUGGCCAUCCAGGAGUUGCGGGAUAUGGCCUAGUCGGACCCCCGGGAGAUAAAGGAGAUGUUGGGGUGCCUGGAUUACCAGGACAACCAGGAAUUCCAGGUCAGAAAGGGGAGCCUAGCCACAUCCAUACUGAAGGAUUUCCUGGACCACCUGGAUUUAAAGGUCCCCCUGGUCCACAUGGAAGGCCAGGCAAUCAAGGAGCUCCAGGAGUUCCAGGAAGACCAGGCUUUCCAGGACAGAAAGGAGAAAAGGGUUAUGUGUCAUACCCUGGUGAGCCAGGACUCCCAGGAGAGAAAGGUAAAAAGGGGCAGCCAGGGCUUCCAGGCACCUCUAGCAGAGGCAUGCCUGGGCGACCAGGUCCACCAGGAGCUCCUGGUCCUCAAGGACUGAAGGGUGAUGGUGGCUCUGGAUACCCUGGAACUGAUGGCCUUCCAGGGAUUCCGGGAGAUGGUGGAGCUCAGGGACCUGUAGGAGAUCCUGGUCCCCCUGGCCAACCUGGUAUACCAGGGCUACCAGGCAAUCUGGGGUUUGCAGGAGAAAAAGGGAGUAAAGGUUCUGUGGGAGCUCCAGGACUACCUGGUGAUAAAGAUUCAUGCAAAGGUGGUCCACCUGGACCAAUGGGACCACCAGGACCAGAAGGGCAUCAAGGACAUCCAGGACCAAAUGGCCAUCCUGGUGAGAAGGGGAAUCAAGGUUCACCGGGAUUUGGUUGGCCUGGCCCACCUGGUGAGCCUGGUCUCCCUGGAGUGUCCUUGCCUGGUUUACAAGGGUUUCCGGGACAAAAAGGGUCUCAGGGACAGAAUGGUGUACCUGGGUUACCAGGACUGACAGGAGACCCUGGUCCACAUGGGACACCAGGAAAUGGCCCUGUUGGACCACCUGGAUAUAUUGGACCACCAGGUCAAACAGGUUCUCCUGGCAUAAAGGGAGCCAAAGGUUACAGGGGAGACCCAGGCAUAAGUGGUGACACAGGUCUGAGGGGUCCCCCAGGACCUUCUGCACCAUCAUCACUUAUUGGUCCUCCAGGGGACCCUGGGAAACCUGGUUUGCCUGGACCAGAUGGUCCUCCUGGAUAUGCUGGCGUAAUUGGACCAAAGGGACUUAGAGGUGUUCAGGGAACACCAGGAGGUCCUGGACAAAGAGGUCCACCUGGAGAUCCAGGUAUUGAUGGACCUGUGUUCUCAAAAGGAGGUCAAGGACCUCCUGGAGAUCCUGGUGACCCAGGACUCAGAGGGCCACCAGGACCAAAGGGUGUAAAGGGAGAUCUGGGGUUCCCUGGUGGCCAGGGUCCAGAUGGUGCUCCAGGUCAGUCUGGCUACAAAGGAGUUAAAGGUGAACCAAGUUAUUAUGGACAUGGACCUCCGGGACCAAGAGGACAAAAGGGUGAGCCGGGAUUGAGCAACACUGAUUUGAUGAAGGGCCAGAAAGGGGAACCAGGCUUUGUUGGACACCCAGGUCUAUUAGGGAAUCGUGGAACCAAAGGAAACCAAGGACCACCUGGGCAAAAUGGGUUACCUGGAUAUCAAGGUCCUAAAGGCUCAGAUGGACCAAAAGGAAGGAAAGGAGCCCCAGGACCCAAUGGACCUCCAGGUAAACCAGGUCUUCCAGGUAUCACUGGUAAUCCUGGUCCUAAAGGCAACAGGGGCUUAGAUGGGAUUCCGGGACCACCAGGACAGAAGGGGCAGACUAUCAUCACAGGAGGGAUGCUUGGUCCUCGGGGAAACAAUGGUCGACCAGGACCUGUCGGAGACCCUGGUCCUCCUGGUUUGUCUCUCCCAUCAAGUCCUGGAUUAACGGGAGAGAGAGGACCUCCGGGUCCACCAGGGGCCCCUGGGCAGAAAGGACCACAAGGAUUUGAAGGUGCAUGCAUUCCUGGGUCGAAAGGAGACCGCGGUUUGCCUGGAAAACCCGGUAGCAUCGGUUUGCCAGGUGUGCGUGGCCCUCCAGGUCCCAGUGUAAUAGGAUUAAAGGGAGACAGAGGAGACAUUGGUCCCAUAGGUCCUCCAGGGUACGCUGGACUCCCAGGAGAUCCAGGUCCUCCAGGUCCUCCUGGCACCGGAGGCAAACCUGGUGACCCAGGACCAAGAGGUGAUCCUGGUCUCCCUGGAUUCCCAGGACCCCCUGGUGACAGGGGAAACCCUGGAUACAUUCCAGGCCUACCUGGCCAGCGUGGCCCCAAAGGUUUUCCUGGCCCACCAGGCUUGAAAGGUGAACCUGGAUACAGCAACAUCAUAUAUGAACCAGGACCUCCUGGCUUACCUGGCCUUACUGGAAUUCAGGGAUUUCCAGGAAUUGCUGGACCAUCAGGACAUCCGGGCCUUCAAGGGCCACCAGGCAUUAAAGGAGUUUGUGGUUCCAGCCCAACCGGCCAGCCUGGAUUUCCAGGGCAUAAAGGAGAAAAGGGAAUAGCAGGACUACCAGGUCCACUAGGAAGUCCUGGAGCUCCAGGCCUGCAGGGUCCUCCAGGAUUUCCAGGCUCCAGUGGUGUGGGUUUUGCUGACACCUUCCUUAUAGCCAGACACAGUCAGAGCAUCCAUGUCCCCGACUGUCCUCAAGGAACCAGCCUCUUCUAUUCCGGGUACUCUUUUCUUUUCAUCAAUGGGAACAAAAGAGCCCAUGGAGAGGAUCUUGGCACCAUUGGAAGCUGCCUCCCUCGAUUCUCCACCAUGCCAUUCCUGUUCUGUGACACAGAAAAUAAAUGUCGCUAUGCUUCUGGUAAUGAUUACUCCUAUUGGUUGUCCACUGACAAGCCUAUGCCUGCAAACAUGGCUGCCAUAACAGGGGACAUAUUGGCCUCUUACAUCAGCAGGUGCUCAGUGUGUGAAACCACCUCUAAUAUCAUGGCAGUCCACAGCCAGACAACACUGAUCCCAGAUUGUCCAUCAGGCUGGGAGUCCCUCUGGACUGGAUACUCAUUCGUCAUGCAAACGGGUACUGGUGCAGAGGGCACUUCUCAGCCCCUGGUUUCUCCUGGCUCUUGUCUGGAAAGUUUCCGUCAAGUGCCGUUCAUUGAGUGUCACAGCAGAGGAAUGUGUAACAGCUACCUUGAUGCCUACAGCUACUGGCUGGCUUCCCUCAACCCCAGGAACAUGUUUAGUAAACCUGCUUCUCAGAUUGUAAAGGGACCGUCUCUACAAAGUGUCAUUAGCCGGUGCAGGGUUUGUAUGAAGCCUUGGAAGCUUCUCCAGUCAGGUGGAACUCAAAAAUAAGGUGGGUAACUUCACAGUCUGCCCACAGCCUGCAGGAGAGGACUGUCCUACAUAAAGAACACACACUUGGAGAGUUUUCAAGAAUCAGUAGUUCAGGUUCCAAUGUCAUUUUGAAUAUGACCAGUAUGCUAAAUGUGAGAAAAUCCACUGUAAACUGUAUUGCAUUUACAUCUGUACAUUGUCU
Messenger RNA from Thalassophryne amazonica, 4874 nucleotides. RefSeq names its product collagen alpha-5(IV) chain-like. NCBI's taxonomy places the organism in Eukaryota, Metazoa, Chordata, Actinopteri, Batrachoidiformes, Batrachoididae. Gene Ontology annotation, molecular function: extracellular matrix structural constituent. The coding region runs from base 65 to 4690 and encodes 1541 amino acids. The record is from RefSeq and is a predicted model, not a curated record. Gene Ontology annotation, cellular component: basement membrane; collagen trimer. The transcript has 44 exons.